This is a messenger RNA of Acaromyces ingoldii, 1713 nucleotides long. Its product is annotated as S-adenosylmethionine decarboxylase. Gene Ontology annotation, cellular component: cytosol. NCBI's taxonomy places the organism in Eukaryota, Fungi, Basidiomycota, Exobasidiomycetes, Exobasidiales, Cryptobasidiaceae. The transcript has 3 exons. The record is from RefSeq and is a predicted model, not a curated record. Bases 171 to 1604 code for a protein of 477 amino acids. Gene Ontology annotation, molecular function: adenosylmethionine decarboxylase activity. Gene Ontology annotation, biological process: spermine biosynthetic process; spermidine biosynthetic process.
ACGGCCAAGCGCCAUUCAGAUUUCAUUCUCACCAAAGACAAGCAUUUCCUUCCACGUUCUUUACCCGCACGCCGAGCCAGGCCGACCAACAACGAAAGCGCCCGACAUUGCCGCUCCGCCCUAGCAUCGACACACCUGCCCCUCCAUAAGAUUUGACUCUCUCACAAGCAAUGGCCCCUUCCAUUGCCAUGGAUGACGCCUACACAAAGCAUGCCAGCGUGGCUCGUGGUCACGACUGCACCGAUGUGGUCGCCGCCAGCAUCAAAAUUCCAUCAGCUGCCACGUCGGCUGCUGUGUCCGCCGACGAAGAACCCCAAGGGCCCUUUGAAGGACCCGAAAAGCUCCUCGAGCUUUGGUUUGCCGACAGCGAAUCGGAAGUAGGCAAAGGUCUCCGCGUCGUUGACCGAGGCGUCUGGGAAGAUAUGUUGGACAUUGUCAAGUGCAAGGUUCUCAGCGUGGUGAAGGGCCGCGACGUCGAUGCGUAUCUGCUCAGCGAAUCGUCGAUGUUUGUCUUUGCGCACAAAAUUAUCCUCAAGACUUGCGGCACGACGACUCUGCUCUUGGGCCUCGAGCGCCUGUUGCGCAUUGCCAUGUCUAUGCUCCACCCAGACCUGUCCGCCGCCUUGCCCACGACGCCCAACACGUCUCGUCUCCAGGCAAGGCACGAGACCGUCGAGAAGAGGCUCGGCGAUGUGGUCAAGAGGUGUUUCUACUCGCGCAAGUCGUUUAUGUUUCCCGAACGACAGAAGGGCCCUCACAAGGACUGGAUGCUCGAGGUCGCUGUGCUGGACCGCUUCUUUGAUUAUGGGUCCGCCUACACCGUCGGCAAGAUGAACGGAGACCACUGGCUCUUGUACAUGACGGCGCCAGUCCCUUCCGCUCCUCUCCCGCCUGCUGCGAUGCCCGUUCAGACGACCGUCAGCCGCACCGAGUCGGACUCCGACCAGACUUUGGAGAUCCUCAUGACCCAUCUCAGCCCGACUUCAUGCUCUCGCUUCGUCUUUCCCAAUGAGGAAGGAGAGGACGCCAUCAAGGACAGGGGCCACGUCCUUGGAAGCCAAGUGUCUGAUGAAGUCGGUCUGUCGGGCCUCUUCAACAACACGACCGUCGACGCAUUUGCCUUUGAGCCCUGUGGAUUCAGUGCCAAUGCCGUUGUGAAGCAGAACUACGCAGGCACCUCUGCUAGCGAAGAGGGGUACUGGACGGUGCACGUCACGCCCGAAGAAGGCAGCAGCUACGCAUCUUUCGAGACGAAUGUCCGUGUCGAAUCUCUUUCCAGCCAGCAGUCCCACGGCAGCACAACUGCGACAACGACGACAAAUGCUGGACCAGUCAAGCACAUCAGCAACGAGCAGGACGUAAAGGACCUCAAGAGCCUCAUCACGCGCGUUGUUGGCAUCUUCCAGCCUGGCAAGCUUAGCGUCACUCUUUUUGACAGCAGUACCCAGCAGGACGCUGUCGAGGUCGACGACGAUAGCAGCACCAAGGACCAGGGCACGAUUCUCCAUGGCCUUUCGCUCAAGGGCUACAAGAGGACUGAUCGGAUUGCCUACGAGUUCGAAGAUUAUGACUUGGUCUUUGUUAGCUUCGAGAAGGAGACUUGAAACUUCCUUUCACAUCUUUCUAUUUCUCCUUUGUCUCUCUUGUCUUUCUCAUCACUCAUGACGACCAGCUUCUUCAUCUCUCCGUACCUUCCGUUGGCUUUUGACGGUC